ACCAGACCCCUCUGAGGAUGGAGCAGGAGCUGGCUGCCCUGAGGCUGCAAAACUUCUUCCCUCGUGGAGACAGGGAGGCACCUCAGACACUCACCCCGGACUCCCUUGAACAGGGACAGGGAGGAACCCCAGGCAGCUAGACCCCAGCAGCAGCCACACGAGCACACUGUGGGGCAGGGAGGGGCAUCUCUUGAGAACAAAAGAUCCAUUUCUCGACUUUCCAAACUGGAGAGCUUCUUGAGAGAAAAGAGAGAGACAGGUACAGGUCCACGCCACCCACACACAGCCCUGUGCACACAGACCGGACACAGGCGUCCACAGUUCUGGGAAGUCAUCAGUGAUGAGCAUGGCAUCGACCCCAGCGGCAACUACGUGGGCGACUCGGACUUGCAGCUGGAGCGGAUCAGCGUCUACUACAACGAGGCCUCUUCUCACAAGUACGUGCCUCGAGCCAUUCUGGUGGACCUGGAACCCGGAACCAUGGACAGUGUCCGCUCAGGGGCCUUUGGACAUCUCUUCAGGCCUGACAAUUUCAUCUUUGGUCAGAGUGGGGCCGGCAACAACUGGGCCAAGGGUCACUACACGGAGGGGGCGGAGCUGGUGGAUUCGGUCCUGGAUGUGGUGCGGAAGGAGUGUGAAAACUGCGACUGCCUGCAGGGCUUCCAGCUGACCCACUCGCUGGGGGGCGGCACGGGCUCCGGCAUGGGCACGUUGCUCAUCAGCAAGGUGCGUGAGGAGUAUCCCGACCGCAUCAUGAACACCUUCAGCGUCGUGCCCUCACCCAAGGUGUCAGACACGGUGGUGGAGCCCUACAACGCCACGCUGUCCAUCCACCAGCUGGUGGAGAACACGGAUGAGACCUACUGCAUCGACAACGAGGCGCUCUACGACAUCUGCUUCCGCACCCUCAAGCUGGCCACGCCCACCUACGGGGACCUCAACCACCUGGUAUCGGCCACCAUGAGCGGAGUCACCACCUCCUUGCGCUUCCCGGGCCAGCUCAACGCUGACCUGCGCAAGCUGGCCGUCAACAUGGUGCCCUUCCCGCGCCUGCACUUCUUCAUGCCCGGCUUCGCCCCCCUCACAGCCCGGGGCAGCCAGCAGUACCGGGCCCUGACCGUGCCCGAGCUCACCCAGCAGAUGUUCGAUGCCAAGAACAUGAUGGCCGCCUGCGACCCGCGCCACGGCCGCUACCUGACGGUGGCCACCGUGUUCCGGGGCCGCAUGUCCAUGAAGGAGGUGGACGAGCAGAUGCUGGCCAUCCAGAGCAAGAACAGCAGCUACUUCGUGGAGUGGAUCCCCAACAACGUGAAGGUGGCCGUGUGUGACAUCCCGCCCCGCGGCCUCAAGAUGUCCUCCACCUUCAUCGGGAACAGCACGGCCAUCCAGGAGCUGUUCAAGCGCAUCUCCGAGCAGUUCACGGCCAUGUUCCGGCGCAAGGCCUUCCUGCACUGGUACACGGGCGAGGGCAUGGACGAGAUGGAGUUCACCGAGGCCGAGAGCAACAUGAACGACCUGGUGUCCGAGUACCAGCAGUACCAGGACGCCACGGCCGAGGAAGAGGGCGAGAUGUACGAAGACGACGAGGAGGAGUCGGAGGCCCAGGGCCCCAAGUGAAGCUGCUCGCAGCUGGAGUGAGAGGCAGGUGGCGGCCGGGGCCGAAGCCAGCAGUGUCUAAACCCCCGGAGCCAUCUUGCUGCCGACACCCUGCUUUCCCCUCGCCCUAGGGCUCCCUUGCCGCCCUCCUGCAGUAUUUAUGGCCUCGUCCUCCCCACCUAGGCCACGUGUGAGCUGCUCCUGUCUCUGUCUUAUUGCAGCUCCAGGCCUGACGUUUUACGGUUUUGUUUUUUACUGGUUUGUGUUUAUAUUUUCGGGGAUACUUAAUAAAUCUAUUGCUGUCAGAUACCCUU
Molecule: messenger RNA, 1910 nt
Organism: Homo sapiens (human)
Lineage: Eukaryota; Metazoa; Chordata; Mammalia; Primates; Hominidae
Gene: TUBB3
Product: tubulin beta 3 class III
Exons: 4
Coding region: 481-1617 (378 amino acids)
Biological process (GO): axon guidance; netrin-activated signaling pathway; microtubule-based process
Cellular component (GO): lamellipodium; cytoskeleton; growth cone
Molecular function (GO): peptide binding; GTPase activity; GTP binding
Source: RefSeq, marked reviewed